AUGAACAACAUUCCCGCGCUGCUGAACCACUUGGACGCUAAUAGAGAGUCGCCCACCUUGAGCUUGGCGUACGCGUCCAUCUCAGAUGAAGGCAUCGUGGAGGUGUCGAAAUUCCUGCGGGACAAUCCCUUUGUGAAGUACUUGGACCUCCGAGGAAACAAUAUCCAAGCCAAAGGGGCCAUGGCACUGGCCAACGGCAUCAAGAUCAACAGAUCUUUGCGAAGUCUGAAUUUGAAAUGGAACGCCAUUGGAAAAGAUCCCAGUGGCUUGAAUGCCCUUUGCGAUGUCCUGAAGUCGAACCUGACUGUCGGGCAUGUCGAUCUUCGAAACAAUCGUGUCAACAAUGUGGGUGCAAAAUACAUCGGCGAGAUGUUAGCCUCAAACACGACGAUUACGCACUUGGACCUGUCUUGGAAUGACCUGGGUGCUGAUGGUGGUCUGGCACUUUUAGAAGGCCUGAAGCACAAUAGCACUGUCCUGGAUUGUCAGCUCAGUGGUUCCAAGGUUGGCGAGGAGACGCUGCACGAAGUGGCAUUUCUGCUUCGACGGAAUAAAGCUUCUGCAGCGUACAAAGCGAGCUCGAACUCGACUGGAGCACAAAUGGCAGCAGCUGAUUCCAAGACAGCCACCCUUGGAAAGCCAGUCGCUCCUGGUCGAGGGCAGGUGGACCGGAGCCAAGCAGAGACCAAGGCUCCAGAAGCAGAAGCCUUGCCUCCAGCAAAGAAGGGCCCACAAGCGAAAGCGAACUGGACACCAAAGGACAGUAGCACGUUGAUGCUACGGCUGAUGAUGAAGGAGAGGGAGCAGGUUCUGCCGGAGGACAAGGUGUUCUACCAGCAGAUUGCAGAACACAUCGACAAGCUUCUGCUGGAAACCUCGAAGCACAAGCAGGGCAGAGUCGAUGGCGAAGAGAGAGAAAAGCUGUCGACAACUGGCUUCCUAGAAAGAGAGCAGAGGUAUAUAAAAGAAAUCCGACAAACCGAAGAAGCUCUUCAAAGAGUCAUCAGUGAGAAGGAGUUCUCGCAGAAAGAACUGGCUGCCAAGAGUGUGUCUCUCAACCAGCUGAACGAGCAGAACACCUCUGCGGUGCGCGAGUCCAUUGUCAUGCAGGAGCGCACAGCUGCAGAAGAACAGCAGCUCAGAAAGGAAUUGCGGGAGCUCCAAGUCGAAAAGAAAGACCUUCAGGACAAGUUGGCUCUCAACGUGAAAGACUUGGAACUCCUGGAACAGGACUUGGCAGUUGAACGGCUCUCGGUCGCGGCAAUAUUCCUGGCCGUUGUCUUCAUUUUGAGCACGCGGUCCAAAAUAUUGUUGCAAUUCUUCGUGGCACACCCGGACGCCGACCUCACGGACUUUAGCAUUUUGCCGAAGCUAUACGACCUCGCUUUGCAGCAUGGUCCACAAUUGGGGGACGCUGGAACCGUGCAUGCAGCGGCCACCAGCCUGGGAAAUCUCAUCGAUUCCAUCCUGCUGCCCUACUGGCGCCAGCCACAGGAACACCCAGUGACCGCCCUCGUCCAGUGCCGCAGCAUCCGCGACGCACGUGAACUGCUGAUGCAGAUCCCCCAUUUUGGGGAGUUGGCAUUGGCGCACGUUUCUAGUUACAUUGCCGACAUGGAUAAGGGCUUGCAGCGAUUGUCCUGGUCGCAGCAGAAACUUCCGGAUGCCCAACUUCCAUUGGCAGCAAACGCCCGAACGUGGCUGGCGCUACGCCGGGCAGGCCGCGAGCUCACUAAGAGUCCCGGUUGGCUUGAGGAAGAGGCACGAAACUGGGUGCAGACUAUGCAAGCCAUGAUGCCGAAGACCGUGACCUACCGAAGGCAUAGUGAUGGCGUGGAGGUCGAGUGGAAGCCGCAGAUAACGCGACCCCUUUGCCAAGCCAGCAGCUGCAAGAGCCUCCAAGUCUUGCAAACAUGGCUCAGCGGAAUGCUGGGAAACCACGGACGCAAAAGCGCCGCGGACAUGCUGCCAUCGUGGCGCCGCAAACGCUGGUGCCCGAAGCGCAAGCG
Molecule: messenger RNA, 2009 nt
Organism: Symbiodinium necroappetens
Lineage: Eukaryota; Dinophyceae; Suessiales; Symbiodiniaceae
Source: the annotation of a GenBank genome assembly